AUGCCUCCCGUCCAAAGCACUUUUACGCUCAUCCCCCAGCGUCCCGUCAUUCCUGGCGGGGUGCCAACGCGGCCGAUGACGUCCAAGCAAAUCAAGAAGGCGUACAGGGAAUCGACCAAGCAGCCGCGUAUGUCCCGCGCAGAGGCGCGUAAGAUGGAACUGGCUGAACAAGAACGAAUACGUAAAGAAUAUGAGAAGGAGCGGAUGGCAGCCCGAGCACGAGCGGCUAGGGACCGCAAGAAAGCCAAGGAAGAAGCACAACGCGAGGCCAGGCGGAAGAGUGGCAAGCCUCUUGUUGACGUUCGUCCAAGCCAAGAUACGAUAUCGAAAUUUCUUUUCCGCGGAAAUAUGUUCGGUCGGAAACGAGACGACAAAGGUGGGGAUGUCGAUGCCGCUGCGAUGGACACCAUCCCAGAGAUCACGUCGGACCGGGAAUCGAUGCCCCCGGAGCUCGUCUGUCAGGAAACAGCCGACGCCGGGAGUCCAGCCUUUGCGGACGACGAUGAAUAUGACAUCAUUCACGGAGAAACCUCAAUGGUUAAAAAGGAAAUCAAGAAGGCAAGCUUGCCGAGAGAACGUGUAGCAGUCGAGCAGGAGAAUGAAGGAAGAGGAAUGGCACUGGAGCAUCCCAUCGCAGCCGGCAGCCCUUAUGAUGACGAACAGAAUGACGACCUUGACAACGACAACUUUAUCCCUUCAAAACGUCCACGGCUUGAUAUUGGGCCUGACGACGACGACGACAAUCCAUUCUUGACUGCAGAACCAAGCCUCGGAAAGGGAGAGUUGUGCGCGAGGGCGACCGAGGAACCAAACAGACCCAUCGAUGACAAGAAGUCUUCGGCACACUCCCAAAACUCCCAGGCGCUUGCAUCAGAUGACGGAGAUCAAGACGACUUUUUCGACGGGAUGUUAGAAGACGAUCUAGAUGCUCUACUUGGCACGCAUUCUGCGACCAGCACCCAAGAGUCCACAACUCCUCUGCCGCCGCCGAAAGUCCCACAAUCACCUACCCGCGAACCAGCCACUCCCAAGAAGGGAUUUUCAAGCUUCACGGAAGGCAGCCUGGAUGACGACACUCUUUGCCAAUUAAUGACACCACAGCCUCAUAAAAGACAAUCAACAGAGACGGCAUCUGUCGCUAUUGCUACUACUAGAAGCAUUCUUGAGUCCGUGUUCGAUGCCGAUGACAAUAGCGCUUUAUCGCCACAGCGUCGGCAGCAACCACCCCCGCUCAGCACACAGGCAUGUCUCCUUAAAUGUGACGACUACUUCCCGACUCCCUCUCAACAGGAACGCGAGCUCGAAGGGGACGUUCCACCAAGGACCACACAGCCAUCUCCCUGUCCGGCAACCAGCUACGGCACAGGGGGUGCUGCAGCCGCGGGUAUAUCGCAGAAGCGUUUUUUCAGCGCCUCGGGAUCGAACCAGCUCCUGUCGCUCGCCGUUCAACGGAGCAAGCGGUCCGCUGCUUUGGACGACAUCCGCCAAUUUGAGCGGUGGCGUUGCGACGCGGAAACCUCGACUAGGCCCCCACUGCAGAACACCCGCCCGCAGCAGCACAUGCCCGUCGCUGCUACCAUGGCACCUCCCCCGACCAGACUUGCAUCACGCGUUCCACCCGCGUAUAGCGCAGGUCCCAACCGUUCUCGCGACAGUCCACCACUGGCCGCAAAGUCUGUCAAGACAACGCCACCUCAAGGACCAAGUCUCGAUGACAAAGAGAACGACAAUCCUCGCUUGUCCAAUAUGGAUGGGCCGCCGGCCUCACAAGAAUCAGAGUACGGCGGCCUCUGGAUAGACGAGUUGGCAUGCGAUUUUACCAUCGACGAUGGUGUACUCCUGGCUGGAAGCGACAAUCCCAGAUUAUCUUAA
Messenger RNA from Geosmithia morbida, 1872 nucleotides. RefSeq lists its product as uncharacterized. The record is from RefSeq and is a predicted model, not a curated record. Bases 1 to 1872 code for a protein of 623 amino acids. The transcript has a single exon. NCBI's taxonomy places the organism in Eukaryota, Fungi, Ascomycota, Sordariomycetes, Hypocreales, Bionectriaceae.